UGUAGCUUCAGAGAAGGAGGAGAAGGGAGACACAUGUCAAUGAUUAUUUUAUAUAACCAGACCAUUCUUAGAAGAUAUACUUUUUACCUCGGUUCCACAGACAUUGGAGAAUUAAGACUUGUGUUGCCAUUCUUCAGAUUUAGGGCUAGAUCUGAAGACUGGGAUCUCUAUCAGCAGUUGUAAAAGGCUAUCGACUAUAAGGGUCCAUUAUGCAGGAGGCUGAACAUCUGUAUGAAUCAACAAUGCCCCAACCAUGGAUGAAUGAUGAGAGGAUCUACUCCAUCCCUAGCAGUCCAGACAGUAUGGAUCUGAGUCCUGACCGCCCUCUAAGCAGAGCAUCAACCAACCUAUCUUCUCAACCUGGUGGAGAUGAUGUGAAUGGAGUUGAGGAGAAUGGCUCCCUAUCCAAACCUAGCUUACAGUUGAUCAUUAGAAAGAAUCCGCUAAACCACAGUUCAUCCCUUUCCCCGUUGUCUACAACACCGACAUCUCCCAAAUCACCAUUUUUGUCAUCAAAUCCGACAUCUCCAAUCUCUCCACGGGAGUACAUCCCACCACAUGGUCUGUACACACGAGUCCUGGACCCCGCUGGGCAAUUGAACAACAACAACCGAAAUGUUGACGAAGUAGAAUACGAGGAGCAGGAAGCGGACAUCUCUCUCUACGUCAAGGCUGGAAGUGAUGGAGAAAGUAUCGGGAAUUGUCCUUUUUCUCAGCGCCUCUUCAUGAUCCUUUGGCUGAAAGGAGUUGUCUUCAAUGUGACCACCGUUGACCUGAAGAGAAAGCCAGCGGACCUGCACAACCUCGCCCCAGGCACACACCCGCCCUUCCUGACCUAUAGUGGAGAGGUAAAAACAGACAUCAACAAGAUAGAAGAAUUCCUGGAGGAGAUCCUGGCACCACCAAGAUACCCUAAGCUUGCUGCAAAGCAUCGCGAGUCAAACACAGCUGGAAUAGACAUCUUCUCAAAAUUCUCAGCGUACAUCAAAAAUACAAAGCAGCAGGAUAAUGCAGCUCUAGAGAAGGGAUUGACGAAAGCACUGAAGAAGCUGGAUGUUUAUCUUAACACACCCCUCACCGAAGAGAUUGACGCAAACAGUCGAGAGGAAGAAAAGGUUUCUCGAAGGAAAUUCCUGGAUGGAGAUGAAUUCACACUUGCUGACUGCAAUCUUCUACCCAAGCUUCAUGUGGUCAAGAUUGUGGCCAAGAAGUAUCGCAACUAUGAAAUCCCAGCAGAGAUGACAGGGGUGUGGAGGUACCUUAAGAACGCCUAUGCCAGAGAUGAAUUCACCAAUACAUGCGCCGCGGACAAAGAGACAGAGCUGGCCUAUGCCGAUGUAGCGAAGAGGCUCUCAAAGUCCUAACAGCCAAGAAAAUGCCACCAAAUAUAGUAUUCUCUUUCACAAAGACUACUCUCUUUGGUUGCCCUAGGAUGGACCUCCUCCUGUCUGACCAUGAUGACAUAAUUAUCUCAGCUUCCAGAUACACCACCGCUAUACCUAUCUACAAGUAUGGCCCUAAUCCAAUGAUAAUUCUCAAUCUUCAAUUUGUUUUUAGUCAUAUUAAAAUUAAAGACAAUGAUCCAAGACCCACCUCCCAUAAUUUCCAUCCUAGAUUGAAGGCAAUACCCGUUAUCCUAUAUAAAGUAUUUUUGUAAUGUAAGCUCGCUUCUUUAAAGGUGAUUUAUAAAAUGUAUUAUAUCAAAGUAAAUUGUAUAAUAUAUAUAUAUAUGAUUCA
Messenger RNA from Bufo gargarizans (Asiatic toad), 1737 nucleotides. Its product is annotated as chloride intracellular channel protein 5. The coding region runs from base 210 to 1364 and encodes 384 amino acids. The record is from RefSeq and is a predicted model, not a curated record. Lineage: Eukaryota; Metazoa; Chordata; Amphibia; Anura; Bufonidae. The transcript has 6 exons.